AUGGAUGUUUCUUCCAAGCAGAUAGAAAUCUGCAUCCCUGAUGGGCUUCUAAAUGGUCCCAUGAUGUGUCGCUGGAUCCCCGGUGGGCGAGGGGGUGGCAGGGAUCCUUCUCUUUCAGCUCUGAUAUAUAAGGACGAGAAGAUCACUGUUAACCAAGAUGUCCCAGUGCAUGAAGGGAAGCCUCAUAUUGUCCACUUCCAGUACAAGGUCACAGAGGUGAAGACCUCCUCCUGGGAUGCAGUGCUCUCUAACCAGAGCCUCUUUGUGGAAAUCCCUGAUGGAUUAUUAGCUGAUGGAAGCAAAGAAGGGUUAUCAGCACUGUUGGAGUUUGCUGAAGAAAAAAUGAAAGUAAACUACGUCUUUAUUUGCUUCAGAAAAAGCAGAGAAGACAGAGCUCCACUCCUGAAGACAUUCAGCUUCUUGGGCUUUGAAAUCGUGAGGCCUGGUCACCCCUCUGUCCCAUCACGGCCAGAUGUGAUGUUCAUGGUGUACCCCCUGGAUCAGAACUCUUCCUCUGAUGAAGAAUAGCUGCAGCAGGGGACUCCAGUGUGACCUGAAAAUGCCGUUGAGGGGAGAGAGGGUUACAUCUCCUUUCUUGAGGAAAGGGAAAACAAGCUUCUGUUGGACUGAAACUGCAUUUCUCAUUAUUAGAUUGGCCUGUGUAUCCUCAGAGUUGACUAUCUCAUUGAAAUGUGUUACCUAGAGAACUAUAUAUACACACAUGUAAUCACCAAAUAGUAAAUGGAAGAUGUUUCUGAACUGGCAUAGGAGCUCCUGAUGUGGCUGUGGGGUGAUAGCCUAGGGAGGGGCACCUGGGCCCACACCUGCCAGGUGAGCACAGCAGUAGAUGCAGAAUCAACUCCUUGACUUCCCUAAUCCCACGUUGGUCCUGACCUGCACUCAGCUGACAAAACUACCUUUUUCUUUUCACUCAGA
Chaetura pelagica (chimney swift) is the source of this 936-nucleotide messenger RNA. RefSeq names its product ornithine decarboxylase antizyme 2 (gene OAZ2). Gene Ontology annotation, cellular component: cytoplasm; nucleus. NCBI's taxonomy places the organism in Eukaryota, Metazoa, Chordata, Aves, Apodiformes, Apodidae. Gene Ontology annotation, biological process: positive regulation of protein catabolic process. The record is from RefSeq and is a predicted model, not a curated record. Bases 1 to 528 code for a protein of 175 amino acids. The transcript has 5 exons. Gene Ontology annotation, molecular function: ornithine decarboxylase inhibitor activity.